AUGACGCCCAGCCAGCCGCCGCCGUCUGCCGAGGAUAGCAGUGCGCAGCGUCCACCUGAUCGUGUUUCCUCCGUGGGCGGCGUCGCGACCGACUCAGGAUCGCCUUCUGAAUGGUCAAACUACACGGACCUCGACGUGUUCGUGGCGCGGCUGGACGUGGGCGGGCAGCCGGAUGACGGGCGAAGUUACGAGGAUCUCUUGCGAGUGUCCGAGUUCAUCGGUCCUGCACUCGCUCCUUCGGCGCCAUCCCCGCUCGCGUCCGUCCGCGACGAACACCCGCUGAUCGGUCGUAUCGAGGUCGAGCGCCGGCGCAUCACCAAGGACGGGCGGGUGAAGCUCAAGCUGACCCUGCUUGGCGUCGUCGUGGACAAGUGCGGGAUCUGUCUGUCCCAGUUUAGGAACGAAGAGCUGGCGGCGCUGGCGCCGUUAUGCCAACAUUCGUUCCAUGAGAAAUGCCUGCGGCGCUGGCUCGCCAUGAAGCGCACCUGUCCCAUAUGCCGUUUGACCCUCUCCCUGGAUGUAUCUGCUCAAGCUGUAUAG
This is a messenger RNA of Fomitopsis serialis, 540 nucleotides long. RefSeq lists its product as uncharacterized. Bases 1 to 540 code for a protein of 179 amino acids. Lineage: Eukaryota; Fungi; Basidiomycota; Agaricomycetes; Polyporales; Fomitopsidaceae. The transcript has 3 exons. The record is from RefSeq and is a predicted model, not a curated record.